AUGGCAGCCAAUGAAUGUAAUAUUCGAGUUGUUGCUCGUUUUCGUCCAUUAAACGAAUCUGAAAAACAAGCUGGCAAUGAAAGUGUUGUUAACUUUCCCACAGAUAAAGACGAUACUACUCUUAUUACUGGUAAUCCAUAUAUAUUCGAUAAGGUAUUUCGUUCUAAUGCUACACAAGAAAACGUUUAUAAUGAAACUGCUAAAGAAAUUGUUAAAGAUGUUCUUAAUGGCUAUAAUGGAACUAUAUUUGCUUAUGGUCAAACAUCAACUGGAAAAACUCAUACGAUGGAAGGUGUAAUGGGUAGCGAUGGUCAACAAGGUAUUAUCCCACGAAUUGCACAAGAUAUAUUUAAUCACAUAUAUACAUUGGAUACGAAUUUCCACUUUCAAAUAAAAAUUUCUUAUUUCGAAAUAUAUCUUGAUAAAAUUCGUGAUCUUCUUGACGUAUCAAAAACAAAUUUAGCUGUAGGUCGAGACAAAAAUUGUGCACCAUAUGUUAAAGGUGUUACUGAACGAUUCGUUUCAUCACCUGAUGAGAUCUUCAAAAUAAUGAAAGAAGGAAAAAAGAACCGACGUAUAGCUGUAACAAAUAUGAACGAACAUAGUUCACGUUCACAUUCAGUUUUUCUUAUACAUGUUAAACAAGAAAAUGUUCAAAAUGAAAAAAAAUUAACUGGAAAACUUUAUCUUGUUGAUUUAGCUGGAACUGAAAAUGUUUCAAGAACUGGUGCCGAAGGUCAAGUACUUGGUGAAGCAAAAUGCAUCAAUAAAUCUUUAUCUGCAUUAGGAAAUGUUAUUUUAGCAUUAGCUGAUGAAACUAAACCUUAUAUACCUUAUCGUAGUUCGAAAUUAACACAUAUUUUAAAAGAAUCUCUUGGGGGAAAUGCCCGUACAACUAUAAUUCUAUGUUGUUCACCAGCUAGUUACAAUGAUUCACAAACAAGAUCGACACUUGAAUUUGGCAAAAGAGCGAAAAAUAUCAAAAAUCAAGUUAUUGUUAAUGAAGAAUUAACAGCUGAAGAAUCGAAACGUCGUUGGGAAAAAGAAUGUGAAAAAGUAGCUCGAUUAAUAGGUCAAUUAAGCCGAUUAAAAGUGGAACUUGAACAAUGGAGACGAGGUGAAACAGUUACUAAAGAUGAACAAAUUAACUUACUCGAAAGUGACGAUACACUUUCAACAACUCAAUCAACAAUGUCUUUAUUGACUGUUGCUUCAUCUGCUCUUAGUCCAACAACAUCUGUUGUUGGUACUGUCGCAGCUGGUAAUCCAUUAGAUGGUCCUGAUCUUCGUUCCUCUGUUAAUGUUGAUGAAUGGGAAAAAGAACGAAGUACACUUUAUCAACAAUUAGAUGAAAAAAAUGAUGAAAUAAAUAAUUUAGCCCAAACUCUUGAAAGACUUGAAUCUCAAACAGUUGAACAUCAUAUAUUUAGUCAAGCUCGAAAAGAUAAUGAAAAUCUUCAAGUCAAAGUAAAUCGUCUUCAACAAGAAAGUGAAUCAGCAAAAGAAGAAGUUAAAGAAGUAUUACAAGCUCUUGAAAAACUUGCAGUUAAUUAUGAUCAAAAAACUCAAGAAGUUGAAACCAAAAGUAAAGAAAAUGAAAUACUUGUACAAGAACUCGAUACAAAAUUGACUUCAUUAAAUAGUAUUCGUAAAGAAUUAGAAGAGGAAAAACGUACUUCAAAACAAACACAAGAUUCAUUAAAUGAAAUAUUAGUUAAACUUCGAGCUCAAGAGUGCGUAACUGAUUCAACAUCUGAUGUUCAAAAAGUAUUAAGUCAACAAAUGGAACAAGUCAGUGAACAACAUCAAAAACAAUUAACAAUUUUACGUGAUGAAAUUCGUACAAAAGAAAGUCAAACGAAAAUAUUAAAAGGAUCCGUGUCUCUAUAUGAUCUCUUCUCCAAAAUGAAGCAAGCCUACAUUGAUAAGAAAAUACCUGCACCUUAUCCAGCAGCAUCAUUAGCGUCACCACCAUCUCCAUCAACUAUUAAAAAACGUUCGAAAUCAAAACCGAAGGAAAACAAAGACGAUUCUGAAUUUGAACAACAAAUAAAAAAAAGAAAUAGUAUUAAUUGUUUUAUUUAG
Adineta steineri is the source of this 2085-nucleotide messenger RNA. NCBI's taxonomy places the organism in Eukaryota, Metazoa, Rotifera, Eurotatoria, Adinetida, Adinetidae. The record is from the annotation of a GenBank genome assembly.